UGUUAUGUCACUUUUCACAACAGGAUGUCUUUCUAUAGCUAUUUUACCGUAAUUUAAUUCAGUCAUGUGCACUGAAUUUUACAUUUAGUAUUUAAUGACGUGUUAUGUGAAAUCAGUAGGAUUGCCCAUUAGAAUUGUGUGCUGUUAGUAGAUUUGUUUGGUAUCAAAGUUUUCUUAUAAAAAGAUCUCAUAUUGGCAGCACAAGUAUCAAAUAUAGCAUGUCGAUGUGGUGAUUUACUGCACUAGUAACAUUAAUAUUUACAAUACAGGUAUUUAAAAACAAAUUAUUACUUUUUUUUUAGCUAGUGCAUUUUUUCCAAUGCAUGACUAUCCACUACAGAUAAGGGUACGAUUUUGACCGAGUCCAUUCUUUGUUGUUUUAAGUUCAAGAUUAAUUUUGACUUUAUUGAUCCUAGGAGGAAAGUUUCUUUAUGCACUAUAGCUCCCAGGCAGGGGACAUAAUGAAGACGAUUCAGUGUGGGUUUGACCCACCCUGCCGUAUAAAUCAUGCACAAAUGUUGGUUACCAUUUGACAAUGGAGUUCUGUACAAUAAGUGCAUGUAACAAUGCACUAUGUAAUAACUAAACAAAAUAUAACAAAUUUUCAUCACAUAAUGCGAUGUUAUUACAUAAUGCAUUGUUACACACCACAUCAUAUAACACCGCAUCAUGUAAUAACUUGACAAAGUGCAACAAAUUUAUAGACUACAUUAUAAUUUUAUAUUGCAGCAUUACCUUAUUAUUAUUAUUAACAUAGUUAUAAUUAUCAUCUCUCAAUUUGUUACAUUGUUGAGUUAUUGCAUAAUGCUGCAUUAUUACAUAAUAUGUUGUGCAAUAUAGCCCUAUUAAAUGAGAUUGAAGAGUACCUCAAAAGAAGAGUUGUUGAAGCUCAUAAUGGUACUUUAUUUGCCAUUCUGCAUGUACAGUACAUAGCAAUUCUUUAGCUUUGAAACAUCCCCACCUGAUCUUCUAUGAGACACGCUGUAUACGUCUAGGUGGGAGAGAAGUUACGGUUAAGGGUCUUGUUCAAGAGCUUAGCAGUUAUACUAUGGCAGCCACCGCCUUUGAAUCAGUGACAUUUCGACAUGACCAUGUAACCCGCAGAGCCACAGACUGCCGGCAAGGAUUAAGCAAGAAUGUUUAAAGACACUAGUAGUCAGUCACCAGACAGAUUUCCAAUUCACAGAUUUACCAAUUCAACCUCUUGCUCAAGUCGUGGAUCUUCUACAGUAGUCAUUGUAAUGUUACCAGAGUAAUGUUCAUGGGAGGUUACGCUGGAAGACAUUUCAACAAACCUCGCUGUACAGCUCAAGUUCGCUGAAGACCACAUGCAUGAUCCAAAAUGCAAGGGUGAAAUCAGCAACAGAUUCUAUAUUUUAGCUAAUUCAGCACCUUAGCCUAAUUCAUAGUUCAGUUUGCUCAAUUAAGAUACAGUAUGUAAAAUGCUGUGUGCAGUGUGUUAAAUGAUAUUCUCCAGGUUAAAGGGGAGACACUAAACCAGCAAACAUAUAUGGCCAAUGAAUAAUAAUAAAUAAUUUGGUCACAUGACAUACUUCGCAAUUUUGAUGUCACACAUUGAACACAUCCGGGUUUCAUUUUCACAGCCACACAAGCUGAAGGUUUUUGUCAGCUUCCUCACAAACCAGGAUGUUCAGAUCUCGUGGUUAAGGCCAACAUACGAGAAGGCUACCAACUGGACUAUUAUUUUUUGGUUGAGUUUUGUGGCUAUUUGAAAACAAAACGAAAAAGUAUUAUGCUGUAAAAUACACUUCCAGAAAUAUUAAAACACAUUUGAUGCAAUAUAUUUAGCUUCUCUGACGAAACAAAGGUAAACUUAUAGCCAAUGUAUUUUGUUGAACAUCUGAAGCAGCAACAUCUCUUCAGCGAGGAAGAGAGGCACCUACGUGCUAAUGACAGAGAGCUCAAUCUUUCCUACAAAUAUGGAACAAAUGCCAUAAAAACCUCUAAAUACAACUUGAUUACCUUCCUGCCUCUGAACUUUUUCGAGCAGUUCCAGAGAAUAGCCAAUGCCUAUUUCCUCUUCCUCCUCAUCCUCCAGCUGAUCCCGGCCAUUUCCUCGCUUUCCUGGUUCACCACUGUGGUUCCGCUGGUCUUGGUGUUGUCAAUCACAGCGGCGAAAGAUGCCAGUGACGACAUCAACAGGCACAAAAGUGACAAGCAGGUCAACAACCGUCUGGUCGACGUCCUAAUCAAUGGAGAGCUAAGGAGUGAAAAAUGGAUGAAUGUUCAAGUGGGAGAUAUCAUUAAACUGGAAAACAACCAGUUUGUAACGGCUGACCUGCUUCUGCUGUCCAGCAGUGAACCACUGAACCUGGUCUACAUCGAGACAGCAGAGCUGGAUGGUGAAACCAACCUGAAAGUGAAACAGUCACUAACAGUAACUGGGGAAAUGGGAGACAGCAUUGCCAAGCUGGCUGCCUUCAAUGGUGAAGUCCGCUGUGAGCCCCCAAACAACAGGCUGGAUAAAUUUACGGGCACCAUGACCUUUCAGGGGCAGAAGUACUCCCUGGACAAUGAGAAGAUCCUUCUCCGUGGUUGCAGAUUGAGGAACACAGACUGGUGCUUUGGUCUGGUGAUCUUUGGUGGUCACGAGACUAAGUUGAUGCAGAACUGUGGCAAGACGACAUUCAAGCGCACAAGCAUUGACCACCUCAUGAAUGUGCUGGUCCUCUGUAUCUUUGGCUUCCUCGCCUUCAUGUGCACCAUUCUAGCCAUUGGAAAUGGGAUCUGGGAGCACAAGGAGGGCACUGUGUUCACCGCAUUCUUGCCCCGGGACGAAGGGGUGAAUGCUUCCUUUUCUGCAUUUCUCACCUUCUGGUCCUAUGUCAUCAUCCUAAACACUGUGGUGCCCAUAUCUCUCUAUGUCAGUGUGGAGAUCAUCCGAUUGGGUAACAGCUUCUACAUUGACUGGGACAGGAAGAUGUAUUACCCUCGCAGUGACACGCCCGCUGAGGCCCGCACUACCACUCUUAACGAGGAGCUCGGCCAGAUCAAGUAUAUCUUUUCUGAUAAGACUGGCACACUCACCCAGAACAUCAUGACCUUCAACAAGUGCUCUAUCAAUGGAAAGUCCUAUGGUGAUGUGUUGGACUUUGCCGGACAGAGAGUGGAGAUAACAGAGAAGACCGAGAAAGUGGACUUCUCCUACAAUCCACUGGCUGACCCCAAAUUCUACUUCCAUGACCACAGUCUGGUGGAGGCUGUGAAGCUGGAGGACCCAGAGGUGCACCAGUUCUUCCGUCUGCUGGGACUAUGUCACACUGUCAUGGCAGAGGAGAAGAAGGCCGGUGACCUCCUGUACCAAGCCCAGUCGCCAGAUGAGGGCGCCCUGGUCACCGCUGCCCGAAAUUUUGGUUUUGUGUUCCGAUCCCGCACCCCAGAAACAGUCAAUAUUGUGGAGAUGGGCGUUCAGAAGAGCUAUGAACUAGAGGCGAUCCUGGACUUCAACAACGUCCGCAAGAGGAUGUCUGUCAUUGUACGCAGUCCAGAGGGGAAGCUCUCACUGUACUGUAAGGGUGCAGACACCAUUGUGUACGAGAGACUGCACCCCUCCUGCAGCAAGCUUAUGGACAUCACCACUGAGCACCUGAAUGAGUUUGCGGGCGAGGGACUCCGCACACUGGUCCUGGCCCACAAAGAACUGGAUGAGGCCUACUUUCAAAGCUGGAAGGCCCGGCACCACGAGGCCAGCACUGCCCUGGAGGAGCGCGAGGAGAAGCUGGACGAGCUCUAUGAGGAGAUAGAGAAAGACCUGCUGCUGUUAGGGGCUACAGCCAUUGAGGACAAACUCCAAGAUGGCGUCCCCCAGGCCAUUGAGGAACUCUCUAAGGCCGACAUAAAGAUAUGGGUGCUGACAGGUGACAAGCAGGAGACAGCAGAGAACAUUGGAUACUCGUGCAACCUUCUACGAGAGGAGAUGGAUGAAGUGUUCAUAGUGGCAGCAAACUCAUCAGAAGAAGUGAAACAGGAGCUACAGAAUGCAAGGAAGAAAAUGAAGCCUGAUUCAGAGGAUGAGCCUAUAAUCAUUGAAAGUGGAAUUCUGGGUAAAAAGUCCAAGAUGGUCGCUGAUGAGACUGUAGAUGGAGAGUAUGGCUUGGUGAUUAAUGGACACAGUUUGGCCUUUGCCCUGGAGAAGGGCCUGGAACUGGGUUUCCUGCGGACAGCCAAUAUGUGUAAGACCGUGAUCUGCUGCCGGGUCACACCCCUGCAGAAAGCCCAGGUGGUGCAGCUGGUCAAAAAGUACAAGAAUGCUGUCACCCUCGCCAUUGGGGACGGGGCCAACGACGUCAGCAUGAUCAAGGCGGCCCACAUCGGUGUGGGUAUCAGUGGCCAGGAGGGCAUGCAGGCAGUGCUUUCCAGCGAUUUCUCCUUCGCACAGUUCCGUUACCUGCAGCGCCUCCUGCUGGUCCACGGCCGCUGGUCUUACCUGCGCAUGUGCAAGUUUCUGCGCUACUUCUUCUACAAGAACUUCACCUUCACCUUGGUACACUUCUGGUACGCCUUCUUCUGUGGGUUUUCUGCACAGACGGUAUACGAUGAAUGGUUUAUCACUCUGUACAACCUGGUCUACACUGCUCUUCCUGUGUUGGGAAUGAGUCUGUUUGAGCAGGAUGUUAAUGAUCGCUGGAGCUUCCAGUACCCACAGCUGUAUGCCCCUGGGCAGCUGAACCUGUACUUCAACAAAGCCGCCUUCAUCAUGUGUGUCAUGCACAGCUGCUACAGCUCCCUCGUGCUCUUUUUCGUCCCGUACGCCGCCAUGUAUGACACAGUGCGUGACGAUGGCCGGGAAAUCGCCGACUACCAGUCGUUUGCGCUGCUGGCUCAGACCUGUCUGCUCAUUACCGUUUCCAUCCAGCUGGGGCUGGACACCGCUUACUGGACAGCAGUGAACCAGUUCUUUCUCUGGGGAAGCCUGGCGGUUUACUUUGCCAUCACGUUCACCAUGUACAGCAAUGGCAUGUACCUCAUCUUCACCGCCUCCUUCCCCUUCAUUGGCACGGCGAGAAAUUCCCUGAAUCAGCCCAAUGUGUGGCUGACCAUCAUCCUUACAUCAAUCCUGUGUGUACUUCCAGUAGUGGCUUUCCGUUUCCUGCUCAUCCAGCUGUACCCUACCAUCAAUGACAGGGUGAGGUUCAAAGUGAGAGAAGCGAAGGCAGCUCCACCCCCGUUACCCAAGCGUGCCCGUCUCCGCCGCACCAGCUCCCGCCGCUCGGGCUACGCCUUCUCUCACACUCAGGGCUACGGUGACCUGGUGACCUCCAGGCGUUUCCUGCGGCGACCCGCCAUCGGCCAUGCGGGCGGGUUCAGUCCAUCUGGCCGACAGCAAAGUUCCGCAAGGCAGGAGAGCCUCCCGCAGACGUACCGUGCUGUGGGAGAGGCCUCCAGACGCGUGUGAAAGGAUCCAAGGCAGUUCGGACCAAGUUUGGUCCCCGUGGGACGUAGCACCUACGGCACAGAGUGUGUCUGUGGAACAGCAAGACCUUCAGUACAGCAUGAAAAGGGAUUUCAUUAAAGACACAAAGAAUUGCCCAGUGUUGAAGCAGUGAGGGAUAUUCUCCAUGAUAUACCUGGAACCAGCACAUUCAAUGUACCUGGAACCAGCACAUUCAAUGUACCUGGAACCAGCACAUUCAAUGUACCUGGAACCAGCACAUUCAAUGUACCUGGAACCAGCACAUUCAAAUGAGUGUCUGGAAGAAAACAUCGUCUCUGUGGUGCAGGUUACUUCUGUGUCAGAUAUUCUUAUUGCAUGUUAAAUAUUAUUUGAGAUGACCAAGAAUAUAGUAUUAAUUGAAUUUAAUUUUAUAUUUGAUUUGCUGGACACUAAAGACUUGGUGAGUGACCUCACACCUCCAGGGUUGUGACUGAGACACUGACUGGCUCUGUGUGUGUAAGUCCUCCCUGUGUUUAUGUCGGUCUUCUCUGGAUACUCUUCUGUCCUCCUGCAGUUCAAAAAUAUUUGUGUAUGUGAAUUGGUGUCUCUAAAUUAGCCAUGAUAUGGGCCCUGUGAUAGACUGGCAUCCAGUCCAAGGUGCCCUUUGCCAACGCCCUAUGCCUCAUGGGACAGACUCCCAGCUCCCCAUGACUGUACUAGAUAAGCAGUUACUGAAAAUGAAUGGAUGAUAAAGACCAAAUUACAAAUAAUUUUCCACUUCUUGAGUUUGACUCCAAAACAUUUUGGAAUUUUCGUGAUAUCCUUAUCAGGAAUUAAUCCUAAUCAGUGACCUUUGUGGCCUUUUUAAUAACUAAAAUAAAAAUACAGUGCCACUAAUAACACUAAUCAUGCAGUAUUUCUUUGUUUUUUUAUUUCAUUUUGAUCUUUUGUAUGUUUGUCAAUCUGAUCUGGUCAGUGCAAUAAUUCAUUGCCAGCUAAACGAAUCACCAAGUUCUUUAACCCGUAAAUAUACCAAACUGGUAGAGAGCCAUGUUUAGAGACUCUGCUCAUUCCAGACUCUAUAUGCAUGUACUGUACUAUGAAAACGUUUAUAUAUUAUAUGGAUUUAUUAUUGUUGCCUAAAACAUCAUUUUGUGUGGUCUAACUUAUUUGCAUACACAAUUGGUUACCGGCCUUGGUACUGAUUGGUGUAUGGCAUGUUUGUUUUUGUUUCAGGAAUCGUAAAUUCAAUCCAUACAUGGAGUUUUAUUCUUAACGAUCCUUGUAGCCAGUUAGUGGUCAUACAUAGUAUUUAGACUAAUGCAUUCCUGAGAAAUCGCUUAAGUAAAAUUCUAUUAUGACAUGGUAUAGGGCAAACAGAGCUAACAAAAUAAUUGUAUUUCUGCAUAUACAUGACUCUUCUAGGACGGAAUUUAGGGUCUUUGGCUUAGGCAGUGGAUUCUAACCUCUGAGACCUGCAGUCUGUGAAGGUUAAUGCAAUAGUCAUUCAACUGUGAUCAAUGUUAGGUAAAUAGUUUGACACAAAGAUAAUUUGUUGAUUGUAUAUCAGUAUGGUUUGAUGUUUACAAAAGUAAAAUUUUUCCUUUUUUGUUUUGUAAAUUUUAAUGAGGAUUUUUUUUUAAAGGCCUAGAUAUACAGUAAUAGGAAUAGGAAUGAGUUUGUGGCUUGAUCAAUCGCUCAGAUUUUGAAGCACUUAUUUUUUUCAAGGGACCAAAAUCAUAACAAGAUGUCAGACACAUUUUUCCCCAUUACCUUCUCUAUGCAUUAAGGUAAUACUGAAAUACUUUUAGGCAAGACCAAAUAGACCACAAAUGCAUGUUCAUUAAAUCUGUCCAUAUUGCCUAGAAAAUAUGCAUGUCAGUUACUCCUUUGCGAAUUUAGUAAAGUGCAUAUACACAGGCAGGAAACGGCAUAUUUUGGGGAUACUUUUGUUACCUUUAAUUAUUAUCUUUUAAUAUAACACAGUCAUAUAUCAAACUGAAAUGCAAUACACUAAAGGAUAAUUGUGCUUAGAAAUAUGGUAUUCCUGAUUAAAGUUAAGAAAAUUAGCGUUAUCUGGGUUAUUUAUCUCUGAUGCAUUUUUUUCUGUUCAAAUGUCAUUGUGUUGUUUUCGAAUAAUCACUGCUUUAUUUUGGCUGUAAUGUCCAGAUGUAUCAGACUAUAAAUCUUUCACCGAUUUUGAUAAAAGAUAUGUUAUGUGGAAAAAUAAAUGCAUGAUGUUUUUAGUAA
Molecule: messenger RNA, 7645 nt
Organism: Paramormyrops kingsleyae
Lineage: Eukaryota; Metazoa; Chordata; Actinopteri; Osteoglossiformes; Mormyridae
Gene: atp8b5b
Product: ATPase phospholipid transporting 8B5b
Biological process (GO): phospholipid translocation; Golgi organization
Cellular component (GO): plasma membrane; trans-Golgi network
Molecular function (GO): ATP hydrolysis activity; ATP binding; ATPase-coupled intramembrane lipid carrier activity
Source: RefSeq, a predicted model, not a curated record